AUGACGAGAGGUCGUGGGGUUCUUCUUGCAGCCGCCGUCGCCACAACAGCAACGUGGCCUUCGUCGACCCCUGGCCGUAGCACCAGCAGUGCCUGGGGAUUCCUUGCAGCUGCCCCGCGAUCCGCCAACUGCCUUGAUGCGAACAAGAGCACCAGCAGCACCAGCAGCCGAGCCAGGCUGCUGCUGUUACCCAGUAGAGCGACAGGUGGAGAUGGUGGAGACGGUGGCUUGGGAGGGAUAGGCCUUGAUGCCGAGAGCGUGGCGCGAGCUCGCGAGGCGGCAAAGAAGGAUGACUACGACUGGUUCAUGGAAUUCAUCGGGGUCGACGAGGAAGAGGAGGGCGAUGGCAGUACAAGUGGCGGUGAGGACAACAGCAGAGGGAAAGCAAGUGGCCGCUCUAGUAGCACCAACGGCGGCAGCGGCACACGACGAGCUGCAACCAGUACCAGCCGGCGGUACAGCAGUACCGGCGGUGGAUAUGACAAUGGUUUCGUUGAUGAUAUCGCUGGUGGCCCUCCCCCCCGCCGGGGUCGCCCCCCCCCACCAGGACGAGGUUUCCAACCCCUCUCAGGCGGCGUUGGCACAACUGGGGAGAUGAGGCGAGAAAGACGACCUUCACCUGCGGACACUGCCUACGACUACGAUUUGGACGAAGAGUACGACCAGGAACCAGGGAGGGGGGGAUGGGACUACGACCCCGGACUUUCGGCGGGGAUUGGCGCACGCCGGCGAGAUGUGCAAGUCGACAAGGUCCGCGCUAAGGCCAAGUCUGCGUCGAUGAGGAGGCCGCUAGAGGACGACCAACAAUCGAUGGAGGCAGAGCAGGAGAUCCGGCAGGAGUUUGCCGGAAGAGCGGCUGAAUUUGAACCCGUUGGCUCUAAAAAGGCGAAGGCGUUAACCGAAGACCUUGGCUACACGGAGGCUGAGGUGGCCUGCAUCGACCCGGACAUGGCCGACCUAGCCAUCGAGCGCGCCAUCCGCAGGCCGGCCUCCGGCAUGCCGCGGGACUGGGUUGCCGUCGGUAUGCCACCACCGCCGCCCCCACUCCCCUCCUCGACCGCCCCAGCUCCCUCCUCUUCUCAAACUUACUUCGGCGGAGGCGCUACCACUGCCGCUGAGGAUGUCGGCAGGACCAGCAGGGGAAGCAGUGACCGCGGUGGUGUCGUCGACGAUGGUUCACUCGAUCUCGACGCGAUCCUGGGCGAUGGGUAUGACUACAACGGGGGCGGCGGGAGGAGACGGAAGGGAACACGCCGCAACCGUUCCCGCACCACCGCGGGCGAUUGGAGAGACGAAGAAAGGAGGAGAGGGGGCAACUACUAUAAUGAUGAUGAGGGGGCUCCGCAAAUGGGAAGGCGGGGUAUGGACGAUCGGGAGGAGGAUUUCGUCCUCCGCGGCCGGGACGAAGGUAGAGGGAGGGGGCGCCGCGAAAUGGACGGCGGUGUGGGUGGUCCUAGGGGGCAGAGCAGGAGACCGCGGAGGAAGAAAAAAAACAUAAGCCCAGCGGAGCGGUACGAGAGGCAGAUUUUUGGAGAACUGGGGGGUGAGGAUGGCAAGGGUGCUGGUAACAGGCGGCCCCUCUGGGAUGAAAACGAUGAAGAAGAUGGAGGGAAGCUUUGGACGGGGGUUGGCCCUGACGGACCUUGGCCGACGAUGGAGGAGUUCACGAAGCUACUGCGGGAGGAGACGGAGGUGCGGUUGAGCCUAGUUGGACCAUGGGCGGCAGAAGUGGUGGCUUUGGAGAACCGAUUCCGGCUACAGGCUUACGAGAAAUGGUUGGAAGUCCUGGACAAGGGGAUAGGCGAGACACUGGAGGAGGCGGGGGUCUUCGACGCCGCUUUCACCGACGACGAUGACUACGAUGACGACGGCAAUAUCGACGGUCGUAACAGAGCAGCCCGUCGUCGCUCCGGCACGAACAAUCUGUACGACGAUUACACCAGCUACGGCUACGGGCAAGACGAGGAUGUGCUCGGUGGCGGUAGAAGUGGGUACGACGUUGAGGGUCAGCGAGACGAGCGGGGGUUCGACUACGAUGACAGGUUGAAGGGAGGAGAAGGUAACCGAAGGCAGCGUCAGCGCCGGCAAAGGGGGUGGGACGAGGACACGGAGCCCAGCAGGCGAAAGUUCGACGUGGGAACCUUCUUGCGGAGCGGGGCGCAAAACAUCAUGCAGCCGGGAGCGGGCAUGGAGGAGAAGGCAGCACAAUUCGAAAGAAGAUACCCCGGCCGAACAGGAUCGUACUACGACGAUGGUGACGACAACGCUGCUUCUGCCGGUAGCCCAGGCGGAAGAAAUACCGGCCACGAUUCAUUCGGCCGGCGAGGACGGGCACGUCGAGAGGGAGACUACGACUACGAUGAUGACGUUCGGGGGCGAAGGCGUGGGAGGGGAGGGGACAGAGGGGGGUCGUCCCCAGGUUACGUGGACGAAGAAGAUUACGACUACUGAACCGCCAUUGUUGCGGACCAGUUCUUCGCUGGGUUGCGGGGUGAUCGGGUGUUUUUCUAGAUUGGGUGUUUUUCUAGAUUGUAAGCUUGUGAAGUGCUCCCCGCUACAAUUGUAUCCGCCGGAUGAGGACAGUUGGGUUUCAGCCGAAGUGCCCUCCCCUUGUGGUUUCGUUGGCGGUUCAUGAAAAAUAUCGUGGCCCGGACAUGAUUCCGUAUGAAUCCAACAUCCCUCGUGCGGUAAAACGUCUAGACUGCGAUGGUAUCCCUUUCGGAGUUUUGAAGAAUCCAUCGUUUUUGGUUGCUGCGGACGGGCUGCUUGGAGGGCAGUCUGUUCGGCGAGAUGCAUGCACGAACGAUGGCGAGCUGCAUCUCGAAGGUCGUGCGCACUCCAGGCUGCGGCGCCUCUUGUACACCCUACAAGCUUCAAUUUUCUGUGUUCGUAUCUCCGCUGAUGGGGCAAGUGCGAGGAAACUGCUGUGUGGUUUGAAUGCAUACAUUCCACCGGUAUUGUUGUCCAGAGCAUGAACUGCAUUUGAGCUCCCAGGAUGAGUUAUUUUUGGCGUACUGCUGUAGGACAACAGACCAGUUAGUACUUCUUGCACGGGCGCCGGGAGCACACUCAUUCCGUUCUGUCGCUUGCAGUGGGAAUCAGCAUUGUGGAAAGUUGUUGCCUCAGCCACGGGGAGUACCAGCGGGUCACGUGUUGUUACUGAUUGGGUCUGCGUUGUUUCGAUGAUUCUUCGGAUGCAUGCCGAAAGCACGGCGAGUGUUAGCUAGGCGAUGGUUUGGCUCAUCUUUAGUGUCCUUGGCGUUGGUUCCUUCUCCACCUACGAUGUAUCCUCCAACCUCGGUCUAGUGGGGAUGGAAGGAUCGUAUCUUUUGGUUCGCUUGUCUUCGCAUGUUUUGUUUGAUUUUGCGGGAGCGGCGAGGCCUAUUUUUUUCUGCAUCUUCGCUGGAUGUUGCCAGUGAUGUCUUGGUCUGGCUGUUGUUUUGUGUUUGGUUUUUGUACGGCGUUUGUGAUGUUUUUGCGUGUCCUUUUCGCCUUCGAUAUUUCGAAGUAUGUACCAUUUUGGGCAUGAUUGGCCUGUGACCACGAAAGGCGUCCGCG
Molecule: messenger RNA, 3558 nt
Organism: Ectocarpus sp. CCAP 1310/34
Lineage: Eukaryota; Phaeophyceae; Ectocarpales; Ectocarpaceae
Source: the annotation of a GenBank genome assembly